AGACUGAUAUAUAGUGUAACUUCUUGCAAUUACUUUACUAAACAUUUGUAAAGCAUGUUGUUUUAAACUCCCCGUUUGAGUCAACCAGUGAUCUAGUGUACUGUGAUGAAAAAGCUGAUAUAAUCUGGUUAUGAAAUUAUUUCUUUUAAGGGUUGGAUUUAUUUUGGAAAUCUGACAGACACCAAAGACGGAACAGUUUGGUCUUCAGCUAACCUUGUUCAUGCUAGAUCUCAGAUGGAGAGGAUUGUUAUUUGCCAUAGCAUUGACUCAGAGACAAGAUUUUUCUCAGAACAGCAAACACUUUGCUGCAUUGAAAAUGGAUCCAGGAUUGGAUCUGAUCUGGAUGGUGAUCUCCUUUCUUCUUCUGAUUCACCUGUCAAGUCAACAAGAAACUGGCUUUAUCUUCAACGGUUUUCGCCAAGGAGAUCUUUAUGUUGAUGGGGUUGCUCAAAUCCUUCCCGGUGGAAUUUUGCGGCUGACUGACACUUCAGAGCAGAAAAUGGGUCAUGCUUUCUUCAGGCAGCCCUUGGUGUUCAAUUCAUCUGAACCUCUCUCUUUCUCAACGCAUUUCGUGUGUGCAAUGGUGCGUAAACCAGGAGUUACUGGAGGAAACGGGAUCGCUUUCUUUCUAUCUCCUUCCAUGGAUCUUUCAAACGCAGAUGCAACUCAGUAUUUGGGUCUUUUCAACACCACAACCAACAGAUCUCCCUCAUCUCAUAUCUUUGCUGUUGAGCUUGAUACUGUUCAAAGUGCAGAGUUCGAUGACAUCAAUAACAAUCAUGUUGGCAUCGAUGUUAACAGCUUGACCUCUGUGGAAUCUUCUCCAGCAUCUUACGUUUCAGACAAAGGUCUGAACAAAAGCAUAAACCUACUGAGUGGAGAUUCCAUCCAGGUCUGGGUGGACUUUGAUGGAACUGUACUAAACGUUUCACUGGCGCCACUUGGGAUUCAGAAGCCAAGUCAGAGUCUUUUAUCAAGAUCCAUGAAUCUUUCAGAAGUUAUACAGGAUAGAAUGUUUGUCGGAUUCUCUGCAGCAACAGGACAGUUGGCAAAUAACCAUUACAUACUCGGUUGGAGUUUCAGCAGAAGCAAGGCGUUAUUACAAAAGCUAGACAUCUCAAAACUUCCCAAAGUUCCUCAUCCUAAGAAGAAACCUCCUCUAGUGCUGAUUCUUUUGUUGAUUCUACUUGUAAUCAUACUCUUGGCACUUCUAGUAGGAGCUUAUCUAUACAGGAGAAACAAGUACGCAGAAGUAAGAGAGGAAUGGGAGAAAGAGUAUGGUCCACACAGAUACUCUUACAGAUCAAUGUACAAAGCAACAAAAGGGUUCCACAAAGAUGGUUUCCUCGGUAAAGGAGGGUUCGGAGAAGUCUACAAAGGAACUCUGCCUGGUGAUGGAGACAUAGCCGUGAAAAGAUUCUCCCAUGAUGGAGAACGUGGGAUGAAGCAGUUCGUAGCUGAAAUAGCAAGCAUGGGUUGUUUGGAUCACAGGAACUUAGUUCCACUUUUAGGGUACUGCAGGAGAAAAGGCCAGUUUCUUCUCGUAUCCAAGUACAUGCCUAACGGAAGUCUUGACCAGUUCUUGUUUCAUAACAGAGAACCAUCACUUCCUUGGUUCAAAAGGCUUAGGAUUCUAAGAGGCAUAGCUUCAGCUCUACAGUACUUGCACACAGAAGCUACACAAGUUGUGCUACACAGAGAUAUCAAAGCAUCUAAUGUAAUGUUAGACAGAGACUUCACUGGAAAGCUAGGAGAUUUUGGUAUGGCUAGGUUUCAUGACCAUGGAGCUAAUCCAAUCACAACAGGAGCUGUGGGAACUGUAGGUUACAUGGCACCAGAGCUAACAACAAUGGGAGCUUCAACUAAAACAGAUGUAUACGCUUUUGGUGCAUUGAUACUCGAAGUAGCUUGUGGGAGAAGACCUGUAGAACCUAAUGUGACGAUUGAGAAACAGAUUCUGGUGAAAUGGGUUUGUGAUUGCUGGAGAAACAAAGCUUUAAUUGAUGCUCGAGAUCCUAAAUUGAGUGGAGGAGACUUUAGGUCUCAAAUCGAGAUGGUACUGAAGUUAGGGUUGAUGUGUAUGAAUCUUGUACCGGAAUCUAGACCUGACAUGAGAGAAGUUGUGCAGUACCUUGACGGACAAGUUUCUUUGCCGGAGUUCUCACCGGAUUCACCGGGAAUAGGGAUGCUUACUCCGGUUUUGGUAGGAGGAAACUCUUCUCCAACUACAGAGUUUAUUACUCACUCGAUCCAAUACGGAGUUGGACGAUGAUGAAGAAGUGUUUUCAAGAUUGAAGGUGUUCGUUGUUUACAAAAGUUGAUAUGGCCGAGUUGGUCUAAGGCGCCAGAUUAAGGUUCUGGUCCGAAAGGGCGUGGGUUCAAAUCCCACUGUCAACAAUUAAUUCUCUUUUUUUAAAUUUUUUAUUUUGGGUACU
Molecule: messenger RNA, 2435 nt
Organism: Camelina sativa (false flax)
Lineage: Eukaryota; Viridiplantae; Streptophyta; Magnoliopsida; Brassicales; Brassicaceae
Source: RefSeq, a predicted model, not a curated record